AAAAAAAUGGGAAAGGACAUGGUUGUACAAAAAUAGUUAAAGCUGCCCUUUUUGUGGUGGCAAAGAAAUGGAAACUAAAGGGACAGCCCUCAAUUUGGGAAUGGCUGAACAAAUUGUGGCAUAAGAUGGUGACAGAAUACUAUUGUGCUCUGACAUUAACAGGAUGAUCUCAGAAAGAGUUGUAAAGACCUACAUUAAUUGAUGCACUGAAAUGAACAGAACCAGGAAAACAUUAUAAACAGUAACAGCAAUAGUGUGGAAUGAUCAAAUUUGAUAGACUUAGCUGCUCUCAGUGAUACAAUGAUUCAGACAGCAUUUUAGAUAGGUAGCCACAAACACAGAAAAGAUGUAGGAUGACAGGGGAUGGAAGAAAUAAGUCAGGGGGUUUUGAGGAUAAGCCUGAAAUAUGUUUCUUUGCAGGCAGUAGGGAAGGAGUCAGCAGACAGAGACUGAGAAUAAGUCAGAGUGUGGGGACAGAUUCCAGUUCCAUUGCCAUGUGGACCAUUUCAACUAUUUCAGGUCCUGAGCUCUGUGGCUCUCAGGCUCAUGAUAAAGUAGAGAACAAGGAAUACAAGAUGAAAGCAUGUGAUAGAUCUAUUGUGAAUUGACUGUAUGUUCAUCAAAUGAGAGAACAAAUGGAGCACUUUCAAAAUCAGAAGAAGCAAAGCAAUAAAGAAGUACUGAAUUUUCUGGUGAUAAACUAAGAAGAAGGAGCAAAUAUGAACACAUGUGAUACUUGAAGAAGAGAAAAUUAUUCUUGUGCAAGGAGCUUGAUAUAUUUUAAUCUUCUCUGAAAAAAAUGAUGCAAAGAAGAGUCCAACAAUUAGAUUUAUUUUCUUGUCAAAUAGACAAAGGUGAAAAUGAAUUAGGGCUUUGUACUCGUAUCUUCUUUGAUCCAGCAGAUGAGGAUGAAAAGGAUCCAGGUGUUUUUAUUACUGAAAUUGCUGAAGGGGGUGCAGCCCACAAACUUGGAUGUAUCCAUUUAUUUGACCAGAUUAUUAAAAUAGGUGAAACCAAUCUAAUUGGAUUAGAUGAAGAAGAAAUCUUCUCUACUUUUAAAAAAAUGGAAAAUUGUGUUUUCCGGAUUGAAAUUGGACGAGAGCCACCUGAAGUCAAGACAGAACUCAUCAUACUCCUUGAAUUGUCAGAGGAAAGGAAGAAAUUUUUUACAGAUUCAGUCAUAGUUCAGGAAAAAGUUGGAGAUAUCAAAAUUGUGAAAGGAAAAGCAAGAAAUUCUAAAACUCCGAAAAUAUCAUGGCUCUGGAUCACCAGAGAACUGGAAUUAAAAAAUGAAGAGAUGGAAUUGAAAAGAAUAAUAGAAGAAGAAGGUCAGAAAUAUAAAAAAAGACCUCAAGGAAAUUGAUGAAAGGGUGAGAGUACAGUUCAUUUAUAUAUAUAUAUAUAUAUAUAUAUGUAUAUAUAUAUAUAUAUAUAUAUAUAUAUAUAUAAACUAUAUCUAUGAUUAAAAACCCAGUGUCUGGCUCACAUAUUUUCCCUCUUCUUUGUGAAUAAAAUCUAAAUCCUGUGACUUCCAAACUGAAACCAGAGAGUUUAACAAUUAAUAUCCAGCAUACCUUGAAAUAAAUCUUAUUAUAUAUACAUAUAUGCAUAUAAGUCUCAUAUACUCACAGCUUAGCAAAGGACCAGACACAUAAAAAGCAUUUAAUAAAGGUCAUUUUUUUCUUUCUAUAUACACAUGACAAGAUGUAUAAAUAUAUACAUACACACAUUUAUAUAUGUGUGUGUGUGUGUAACUUACAUCUAUAUAUACACCUCUAUCAAAGACCAGGAUACUUUUUUAUCAAACCUCUCCUAACAUCAUUCUAACUGCAAAUGGCCUGGUCACUGUAAUUUCCCAGUUCUUAUGGCACUUUCACUAAUUUUGUCUUUGAACAUCUUUACUAGUCCAUGCUACAAAAUUAUAACCUCCCUGGAGACAGAAUCUGUCUUUUCCCUUUCAUAUACAAUACUACACACAGAGAAAGGUUUCAUUUUAUAAUAUUAAGAAUGAAGACCUACAAUGAAGUCCUCCUUCUAAUGUCCAUCCUGGAUGUCUAAACCUCACCAAGUCGGUAACAUCUUAGUGCUCUGGGAAACUCUCUGCAACUAGAGAGCAAUGGAAGUGACACUUUCCUUGAAAAAGUUAAUUCUUCACUGGGAGAUCUUUUCACCUUGAAUUCUAUCCCUAACCUCAUCUACUAUGACUAUUCCUAUCCCCUUUCCCUUUCCUAUUCCCAUUUUGAUCUCUAUACCAAUAUCUAUCCCUAUCCCUAACUUCAUGUUAAUCCUUAAAUCUAUUUUGAUUAUUAUUCCCUGACAACCUAUUCAUGGAAUUUGUGUAUAAGUAUUUUUCAUGUAUAGUAUUAAGGGGUUAAUUGGAGAGCAGAGAGGCCAGAUAAGUGGCUAGCAGGUACAAAUGAGUUAUUUAUAGAAUAGUUAUGAAUGCUGGAGAAAAAAAGGAUUGAAUAAAUUGAAAUUAAUAGAAUUAUUAUGGUUGCACAAAUUUCAGACUAACAACUUGAUAGAGAAACUUAAAAAAUACGUGAACAUAUCUGAAGUGAAUAUUGGAAAUCAGCCUGAGGAGACAGUAAAAGAAGAUAUAACAAUAGGGCAAUUAUUGGCCGCAGAGGAUAUCAGUUUAGGUAAGAGAUUGAUUCUUGAUUAGGCUAAAAGGAAUCAAUUAGUGUCAAGAAAAGAGGCAGCAGAGGUUAUAAUGUAAAUAUGGAAUUUUAGCUGGUAAACAUUCUGUUGGUCUAUUACCACAAAUAUUUUUAAUUUUUAAUUGUAAAAUUUUAAUUUUAAAUUUAAAAAAUUUUAAAAAUUAAAAAAAAUGUAAAUGUUACAUGGAGGAACAAUUUUUGACAACUUUUUUUUUUACUGUUUUAAAAUUCAGAUUUGCUACUUACCCUCCUCCAACUCCCAGACAAGGUGUUAUACAUGUUACAUGUAUGUAUGUUAUACAUACUUCCAUAUUAUUUCUGUCCAUAGAUGAUAGAAGACAUAUCACUCUUACAAUAAAAAUCUCAUGAAGGUUAUAUUAUAGGAGCAGAUGUCAGGUUUUGAUCUGUCCUUAGCUUCUAAUAGUUCUGUCUUUGGCUACAGACACUAUUUUCUUCAUGAAUCCCUUGCAGUUAUCUUGGAGACUUACUUUACUGAUAAUGGUUUUAGUCCUUCACAGUUGAUCAUGGCAAAAUACUUCUGUUACUAUAUACGUUGUUCUUCUGGUUCUGUUCACUUUUUUCUGAACUCACUCUUUCACUGUUUUUUUAUGGUACAAUAGUAUUUCAUUAUAACUAUAUAGAAGAACUUGUUCAUUCUUCUCCCAUGUGAUGAAUAACCCCAUAGUUUCCAAUUCAUUGCCACUAUAAAAAAAGGUGCUAAUAAUAUUUUGGUACAGUUAAUUCCUUUUAUUCUAUCUUUGAUCCAUUUGGGAUACUAAGCCUGUAAUGAGACUACCGGCUCAAAGGGUAUGCAUAGUUGUCUUUGGGUAUGGUUCCCUAUAGCUCUCAAGAAUGGUUGUAUCAGUUCACAGUUCCACCUAUAGCAUAUCAGUGUUUCAAUUUUGCCAUGUCUCCCCCAACAUUUAUCAUUUUCUAUUUAGGUCAGUUUAGCUAAUAUAAAAGUUAAGAAGGCAUUUCUCAGAAUUGUUUUAAUUUAACUUUCUCUCAUCAGUAGUGAUUUGGACCAUUUGUUCUGUAAACCUUAAAAUUCCUUAGACUUAUAAAUGUUGGAAAUUUCACCAUUGGGAAAUUUCAUACUUGAAAAAUUUCCUAUUGAUAGUGGAAACUCUAUUGGAAUGUGAACCCCAUUGGCAUGGGAGGUUCCUCCUCCUCCCUUCUUAAGAUUACUUUAGGACAGAAACCUUUUGCUGAACAAUGGAAAGGGCUUUGACCUAUGCUUAAGCACAGAAGAGGAAUUUCUUUGACUCAUGAUUGAUUUUAGAAUUGAUACAAUAGAGAUAAUUGGAAUGACAGAACCAGGUCUUGGAAAAUACAAUUUCCACCCCACUCAGUCCUAACAGGAUUUAGGAAGGGCUGCAGCAUAGAUCAAAAUUUAAUUAUUCCAAUCUCUACCCUACUCAGGGUAACAGGAUUUAGGAAGGGAUGUAGCAAAGGGUCAAGAUUUAAUUAUUUGAGAAUAUGACCUUCAACAGACAUGUGCAAAGCCACAGACCUCUGGGCGGUCCUGGGUUAAGCUAGAGCCACCAUUGGCACAGGGAAGACAUGGACAGUGAUUGGUAGAUGUGAGAACUGAGGGGAGGGAACUUGGAUGGUUUCCGUAAAAAGAGAGGGGUCUGAGGACUGAGGUGGUGGUUGGUUGGAGAGGUUUUGGCUCUGAGAGGUUGUACUGGCUCUGAAGGAAGCUGCUCUGAAGGAAGCUGGAGGUGGAGGCCCCUGAGACUGUUUCUCCAUUUUGGUCACGUGAGUGAUAAGGACUGAUCUCCUUUCUUUGCCUCAGCUAUCUAAGGGCUUGGGCCUUUUGGCCCAGCCUAAACAGAAGGGGUAUUUAAGCCCUAUUCCCUUCUCUCCCCUUUCUCUCUCCCUCUCUCUCUCUAUCUCUAAUUCCUUUCUUCCUCCUGUUUGUAAUUAAACUCUAUAAAAGGUUGAA
Monodelphis domestica (gray short-tailed opossum) is the source of this 4608-nucleotide messenger RNA. Its product is annotated as neurabin-2-like. Gene Ontology annotation, molecular function: protein binding. The record is from RefSeq and is a predicted model, not a curated record. NCBI's taxonomy places the organism in Eukaryota, Metazoa, Chordata, Mammalia, Didelphimorphia, Didelphidae.